AUGGUCUACAGGUCGCCUUAUCCAACUCUGGACAUUCCAGAGGCCAACAUCCUGUCGUACUUGUUCCCAGAAGGGACUGAGCCCUCAGAUGAGCCAAUAUGGGUCGAUGCAAAGGACCCAACCAACUCUUUGUCGCCGCGACAGGCAUUGGUAUGGAUCAAACGAUUGGGUGCCCUACUAGACAAACUACAGAUCCAAAAGGGAGAAGCAGUCAUGAUACUCUCCCCCAAUCACAUCUUCGUCCCGGUCGCAUAUCUGGGCAUCGUGGGUGCUGGACGAGUGUUCAGCGGCGCAAACCCCAUCUACACUGUCUCAGAGGUCGAGUAUCAAAUCCGAAACACCGGAGCCAGAGCCGUCUUUGCUCAUCCUUCCCUGAUAGAGAAGACGGUUGACGCAGCGCAAAGGGCUGGCUUGAGCAGAGAGCAGGUUUUCCAGUUCUCGGAUCGGCCUUGCACUUCACUCCACGGCAUUCAGGAUUGGCGAGAGAUUGCAGUCUCGACUCCUGAAUAUGCUUGGGAGCCCACGGGUCCAGCAUUCAGGACCACCCUCGCAACGAUAAACUAUUCUUCUGGAACGACUGGAUUGCCAAAGGGCGUUUGCGUUUCCCAUUACAAUAUCAUUGCCAAUUGCGAACAAACCAUAGUUAUGCGAGACCUGGAAACUUCCUAUACUCCCCCUGCCAGACGCCAGGAGCGAUGGCUAGGGUUUCUGCCUUUGUAUCAUUCUUACGGACAACUAUACAUGUGCGUCAUGGCGCCCAAGUUGGGUGUUCCGGUCUACAUCAUGGCCAAAUUCGUGUACGAGGACUUCCUCAAGGCCUUGGAGCAGUUCCGAAUCACCCAUCUUCAAUCGGCGCCACCUAUUCUAGUCAUGCUUGACAAGCGACCCGAGACCUCCAAAUAUGACUUGAGCAGUCUGAAAAAUAUUCUGUGUGGCGCGGCACCGCUUUCAAAAGAGCUGCAAAAUGCCGUUUCAAAGCGUUUUAGUGUUAACAUCAUUCAGGGCUGGGGGAUGACUGAGCUGACCUGUGGCGCCAUUCACGUCCCCGGCGGGCGGGUCGACGAUUCUGGAAGCGUUGGACUUCUCGAUCCGAACACUGAGUGUAGACUGCUUGACGAUGACGGCAAGGAAGUUGAGCCUGGCCAGCCUGGAGAGAUAUUUGUGCGCGGCCCUCAGGUCUGCUUAGGAUACUGGAAGAAUGCAGAGGCAACUAAAGAAAUCCUUGACAGUGAAGGAUGGCUGAAGACUGGAGAUAUCGCGGUGGUCAAGGACAACUGGUUCUGGAUCGUUGACAGGAAGAAGGAGCUGAUCAAGGUCAACGCCCUGCAGGUCGCUCCCGCCGAGCUGGAGGCCGUUCUCCUGGAGAACGAGACUGUUGCUGACGUAGCCGUGGUUGGAAUCACUCUAAACAACGAGGAGUGGCCGAGAGCCUACAUCACUCUCAAAGAUGACUACAAGGGCAAGGUCAAGGCGGACGAUAUUCAAGAGUGGAUGAAGGGAAGGGUAGCCAAGCACAAACAGCUUGUUGGCGGCAUCAGAUUCAUCGACGAGGUGCCGAAACUGGCGAGUGGCAAGAUCCAGAGAAAGGUCAUGCGGGACUGGGCUAAGCGAGAUGCCCUGGAGAUGCAAGGAAACUCUAGACCAAAGCUAUAG
Fonsecaea multimorphosa CBS 102226 is the source of this 1653-nucleotide messenger RNA. RefSeq lists its product as uncharacterized. Gene Ontology annotation, biological process: secondary metabolic process. Lineage: Eukaryota; Fungi; Ascomycota; Eurotiomycetes; Chaetothyriales; Herpotrichiellaceae. Gene Ontology annotation, molecular function: CoA-ligase activity. The transcript has 2 exons. The coding region runs from base 1 to 1653 and encodes 550 amino acids. The record is from RefSeq and is a predicted model, not a curated record.